Messenger RNA from Stegostoma tigrinum, 2925 nucleotides. Its product is annotated as proline-rich protein 5-like. Gene Ontology annotation, cellular component: TORC2 complex. Bases 978 to 2024 code for a protein of 348 amino acids. The record is from RefSeq and is a predicted model, not a curated record. The transcript is spliced from 9 exons. Gene Ontology annotation, biological process: TORC2 signaling. NCBI's taxonomy places the organism in Eukaryota, Metazoa, Chordata, Chondrichthyes, Orectolobiformes, Stegostomatidae.
AUUGCUGCUUUGAUAGUGUGAGGGACCCACGUUCAGUUCUCAGCGUGGAGUCUGCACGUUCUCUCCGCGUCUGGACGGAUUUUCUUCCCUCACUCUCAAGAUGCAUAGGUUAGGGGGAUUGGUUUUGGGAAAUGCAGGGUUAUAGGGAUGGGGUGGUUGUAAGUGGACGGGCGGUGUAGUCUGGUUGGGCCGAACGGCCUGCUUCCACACGGUGGGGACAGCACACCCGACCACUGUGACAUCCCGAUGUGGCGAAAGGCGUUAUCUAAAUGUAAGUCUGCACUUUGCGCGUUAAACAUACCCAGAUAGCCACUGGAAGAUUGAAUUCUGCCAAUUCCGGCGUCUCUCAAGAUGAAUUUUACUUCGGUCCCCAUCCAAAGACAAGGAAAGAUAAACUUCAAAAAGAAACUGCACGCUACCCUGUUCUGCCUUGAGUCCUCCGGGUUACUACUUUUUGUUUCGCUCGAACUCACAAAUUUUUAAAACCAUUGAAAAAAAAAUUCUCAAUGACCAAAGCGUUGGAUUCGGUCCAACAAGCUGCCUGGCUGCCCCAAACGACAAGGAAAAAAUUACAGCCCGUCAGGAAAAGCCGCAACUGAACGACGGCCGUCUCACGAUAUAAAUGUACACCUCCCACCAGGGCGACCCAGCCUAAACUGUGUAUAAAGGGAGGCCAGAGACAGCGGAGAGGCGUCAGUCCCACUGCUAGCUAUAAUGCCUAGCUCCCACCUCCCAUAACAGCAGCUCGCCUCUUGGAUCCUCCCCUCUCCGAGAACCGAACAGACCUGCCGCCUCAACGCUGAACAAUCUGCCAACGUUUCAGGGGUCCCAUUGUUAAUUUGCCUCUGUUGAAGGAGGAUCAGUUCAUGCCAACUCCUUUCAAAAAAAACAAAGCAAAGACCUGGAGGCAACUGUCCACCCCAACAGGGGGCGACUGAGAUCCGGGCCCCGUCUCCCAUGGUUGUGUCUACAGGAGGAUGGGCUCUUUCCGUAGACCCAGACCUCGCUUCCUGAGCUCACCGGUACUCAGUGACCUACCCCGCUUCCACGCUGCCAGGCAGGCAGCGCUGCUGGGCUCCAACCGAGCAUGGAACAGCGUCCACAAGGCAGUGAUCCGGGUCUUCCAGGGAGGAAGUUUACAAGACAAUGAACUGUUCUCUCUGAAUGAAAACAUACGGCAGCUGCUAAAGAGUGAAUUAGGUCCAUUCAUCACCGAUUAUUUCCAGAACCAUCUUCUUUCAAAAGGCUUGGUCUUGAUGGAAGAAAAGGUGCGGCUCUGUGAAGGUGAAAAUCUUCUGGAAGCUUUAACAAGUAGUUGGGAUAAUUUCUUCACUGAAAUCCUACCCAUGUUACAAGCCAUAUUUUACCCUGUGCAGGGGCAGGAGCUCACAAUCCGUCAGAUGGCCUUGCUCGGAUUCCGAGAUCUGGUCCUGCUCAAGGUAGAUCUGGAGCAGGUGCUCCACCAGCCUCAUACCAGUGUGCCUCCAUCCAUCACACAGAUGCUCCUAGUGCUUCAGGGUGCUCAUGAGCCUAAAGGCCCGAGUGAGAAAUACAACCAGCUGGAGCGAUUGGUGCAGUUACUUGUCUCCCCCUAUCUGGGCACCUAUGGACUGCUGUCCAGGGACAGGAACCCUGUCGAUACUGUACACAUACUUGAUCGAAGAUUUGUUGGACCUAGGUCGAAAUUGGUCGAUUUUAUGAGCGACAAGUGUGAAAUGAAUGCGUCCAAUGAAACAAUGCUAACGCCCUUAAUAGAGCAGGAAGGCGAGGCCUACUUGGAGAAGUGUGGGAGCGUCCGACGUCACACAGUGGCUAAUGCACCCUCUGAGCUUCAGCUUUUGGCAAUGACCUCCAUGUUGCAUCCUGGAAUGGUGGAAGAACCGGACGCUGAAGAGGAAUGUAUUCUGAUGCCAGCUGGUCACAGACAGUAUUCCAGUGAGCCAAACAUCCCAGAACCUCAGGCUGAGGUGACGGGAGUCUCACUGCAAGAGUCUUCAGACAUUAAGUGUACAGCACUUGGCUAGACCAGACAACCACUGCUUUGUUUAUCAGCACAUUGUCAGUAUUCACAGAAGGGAGAAAUCCCACCGACUGACUCGAGUCCCAUCACAGAGGGUCAAGAGAUGAAAUGACCCAGAGCCGGUAAUGCGUGUUGGACUGCACUUCUGACCCAGGUCCUUUCUGUUAUCAUCUGAACAUACCUCAGAAAUCGCAGCACAGAAAGGAUGUUAACAUAUGGGGACUGGUUACAGAUAUCCCAGUAAAAUUAAAGUUUAAAAGAUAAGAGCAGCAGUAAGUUUGCACUAAAAAUAUCUAAUGGUUGAGACAAGUUCUGAACAUUGAUGCCUGAGAUUGCACUAUACCUGCCUCAUUGUUUAAAUACUGCCUAUCGAUCUUGUCUCUCCCUGCAAUCCAGUGGUUUUAAGUCACACUGUAAGUCUGAAAUGUCAUGCUUCUUUUCACCCUCAAAUCUGCCUCUUGCAGAUAGCUUGACAGAAGUGAUUUUCAUGUUUUCAUAAUCAGUGUGAACUCCAUAUCCUUGGGGGAAGGCUUCCUUUCUGCACUGUUUUAUUCUCAGUCUUUUUGAUGAGAUUUUGAUUAUUCGUUUACAUGUAGUACCCUGAGGAAAUUAGGAGCUGUGCCAACCAUUCCAGAGUGUCACAAACACUUUUGCAAUACACAUUAGUAACGAAGGGACCAGGUUAAAUAUGGAACUUGGAGAGUACUGGCAAUACUGGAAUAAUUCCUAAACUGCAAACUCUUUAAAAUUGGCCCACUUCACCUCACGGCCAUCAUUGGUUGCAAUUAACUUCAAACACAUUGAUCGACUGCUCUGCUACUUCCCCCACAGAUGCUUUCUUCAUGUGUAAUUUCACGUUUCCUUUUAUGUUUUUUUUAACAAAUAAACUGUGGGGUUUUUGUGUG